CACGGUCAAGCUACAUUUACGCGGUUACAGUGCGUAGCGUGAUGCACGUAACGUAUUUACGUUAAUGUUAUUGUUUGAUUUUCUACUCGCGUACAUAUGAAAUGACACUUGAUGUGGGAUGGCACGGGGCUAAAUUCAAUAAAAAUUGUGUCAAACAGUGAAAAAGUGCAAAAUACAGUCAUUGCCGAUACGAACCACACGUACAGGCACGUCCGUGUGUAGGAAAAAAAAGAACAAAUACAUCCCUGAAGCUCGAUUGGAAAACCCCAGCAGAGAAAAGGGAAGGAAAAACGCUCCUCCGCGGCAGGUAGCAGCAGUUUUCGGCAAAGGAUGGCAUUCAGCGUGCUAAACACGGUCGCAAGGCGUACAGCCGCCAAUGUUUAUGUAACCGGUGGUGGGCUGCUGAAAAAUGUCGCCGCUUUAUAUAAUGCGCGCCAACCGUCCCGUUCCGCCGGCAAAUGGUUCCCGGACGAGGAGUUUAUCGAUCAGUUUAAGGGACCGGUCAUGUAUCCGGAUGAGGUGACCUCGCGCUGGAAGCUACCGCCAUGGAACAGCAAGAUCGCACCGGUGGAGAAGACGGUACGGAACCUAAGCCUUAACUUUGGGCCCCAGCAUCCGGCUGCGCACGGUGUGUUGCGGUUGGUGCUGGAGCUGGACGGUGAGACAGUGAUGCGUGCCGAUCCGCACAUUGGGCUGCUGCACCGUGGUACCGAGAAGCUGAUCGAGUACAAGACGUACACACAGGCGUUACCGUACUUCGAUCGUCUCGACUACGUGUCGAUGAUGUGCAAUGAGCAGUGUUACUCGCUCGCGGUCGAAAAGCUGCUUAACAUCGAUAUCCCGCUACGGGCGAAGUACAUUCGGGUGCUGUUCGGUGAAAUUACACGCAUCCUGAACCACAUCAUGGCGGUCGGUACGCACGCACUGGAUGUGGGUGCCCUAACACCGUUCUUCUGGCUGUUCGAGGAGCGCGAAAAGAUGAUGGAGUUCUACGAGCGUGUGUCCGGUGCCCGUAUGCAUGCCGCUUACAUCCGGCCCGGUGGCGUCUCGCAAGAUCUCCCACUCGGACUGCUCGACGACAUCUACGAGUUUGCGUCCAAAUUUGGCGAACGGUUGGACGAGGUGGAGGAUGUGCUGACGACCAACCGUAUCUGGGUGCAGCGCACGGUUGAUAUCGGUGUGGUAUCGGCCGAGGAUGCCCUAAACUACGGUUUCAGCGGUGUUAUGUUGCGCGGUUCCGGCAUCAAGUGGGAUCUGCGCAAAUCCCAACCGUACGAUGCGUACGAUCUGGUGGAGUUCGAUGUGCCGAUCGGUACGAAGGGCGAUUGUUACGAUCGCUAUCUGUGCCGCAUCGAGGAGAUGCGUCAGUCGCUGCGCAUCAUCGACCAGUGCCUGAACCAGAUGCCGGCCGGUGAGAUUAAGACGGACGAUGCGAAACUAACGCCACCGUCCCGUGGGGAGAUGAAACAUUCGAUGGAAGCCCUCAUACACCACUUCAAGCUGUUCACGCAAGGUUAUCAGGUACCGCCCGGUGCGACGUACACCGCCGUCGAAGCACCGAAAGGUGAAUUCGGGCUUUACCUCGUGUCGGACGGUUCCAGCCGACCGUACCGUUGCAAGAUCAAAGCACCCGGAUUCGCUCAUCUGGCCGCGCUAGACAAAAUCGGCCGCCAUCACAUGCUGGCCGAUGUGGUAGCGAUCAUCGGUACGCUGGACGUAGUGUUUGGCGAGAUUGAUCGUUAAACAGUGUUUUAACCCGCGUUACGAGGAUGGGGGGCACAACCGGGUUGCAAUAGCGUUAUACUCCUUUCGCCCACUGUUUUUUUUUGUCCGUUAAAAAGCUAGAACUUAAACGAAACCAAUCGAGAAAUCGUACUGGCGCGACCCCACAUGAACAACGGUGCGAAAAGCUAGAUUAUUGUCGUCGAAAAAUCGAAACGAACACUCACAAAACAAACAAACGCUUUCCUCGCGGUUUGCUGUUGUAAAGAUUGAGUUAUUGUAAAUUGAGAAUAAAUAAUAACACUAAAAAUAAAA
Molecule: messenger RNA, 2037 nt
Organism: Anopheles funestus (African malaria mosquito)
Lineage: Eukaryota; Metazoa; Arthropoda; Insecta; Diptera; Culicidae
Product: NADH-ubiquinone oxidoreductase 49 kDa subunit-like
Exons: 2
Coding region: 331-1743 (470 amino acids)
Biological process (GO): mitochondrial electron transport, NADH to ubiquinone
Molecular function (GO): NAD binding; NADH dehydrogenase (ubiquinone) activity; quinone binding
Source: RefSeq, a predicted model, not a curated record